Messenger RNA from Ogataea polymorpha, 4251 nucleotides. RefSeq lists its product as uncharacterized. Lineage: Eukaryota; Fungi; Ascomycota; Pichiomycetes; Pichiales; Pichiaceae. Gene Ontology annotation, molecular function: protein kinase activity; ATP binding. Gene Ontology annotation, biological process: protein phosphorylation; mitotic spindle assembly checkpoint signaling. The record is from RefSeq and is a predicted model, not a curated record. The transcript has a single exon. Bases 1 to 2472 code for a protein of 823 amino acids.
AUGAGUUCGCGUGUUAAUAGUGGAGGAUCAACUAUAUCAGGCUCUUCGACUGAAUUUUCUUGCAUUGAGGCUGACAAGGAAAACAUACAGCCUUUAAAGCAAGGUCGUUCUGCUAAUAAUUUGGUAAAGGCCUUAUCUUUGAAUAAGGAAACAAGGAAAGAAGUUCUUGCUAGAGAAAGAGAUCAAUUUGAAGCUUCUUUAGAUCCUGCUCAGCUUGAGGACCUAGAUGAUCCGCUGGAUCCUUACCUAAAAUAUCUGGACUGGAUCCAUACUAAUUAUCCUUCUGGGGCUAACACAGAAUCAGGACUAAUUCAGCUGCUGGAAAGAAUAACACAUGAUUUCAAAGACGACGAUUAUUACAAAAACGAAGUUCGCUACUUCAAGGUUUGGCUUGAGUAUGUGAAGUUUAGUGAUAACCCGCGAGACAUAUUCCAUUAUCUUUACAAGAAAAAGAUUGGUCUCUCUCUUACGCUUUUGUACGAGAGCUUUGCAAACUUCAUGGAGGUAGAACAGGACUUCAAAAAGGCAGAGGAACUGUACCAAGCAGGAAUUAAUGCCAAAGCUAGGCCACUCAAUCGACUGAUUCGGGCAUACGAAAACUUCAAGAUCAGAAGAGCGCAAUCCUCCCAAGUCCAGAAGAGACAGGGAUUAGGUGUUUUGCAAAACCCAUCUGGAGGGGGGUUGGAAAAGGUGGCAAAGCUAGCACCCUCUCGCAGCUCUAAAGCUUUUGCUGUUUUCAAUGAUUCGGAAGCAAAACCUUCAUCGGCCAAUGAUGGCAUAUGGCAGCAUCUUGAUACGAUAGACAACUCGAGGAAGGAGAAUGUGAUACGCCCCACAUCUUGGUCGGGAGAAAAACUUUUGCAACAAAGGGUGCCCAAAGCGAACGAGCCUACUUUUGAGGUUUUUAGAGACGAUGAAUUGCGCUUUCCUGUCACCAAGAUUAUACACAAUCCAGGUAAACGAACUGAAAAGUUUGAUUUCAAUUUUGAUUUAUUAUACGCUGACAAAGAGGACGAGAAAAGUUUGAUGGAGAUACUGCUUCUCAGUCGUGGCGUGUACUAUUUAGCAAAGAAGCGAAAAUCCGAGCGCACAUUUGAUACACCGUCUAAAAAGCACACACCUUUAGUGGAUUCUGAAAAUGAAACCAAAUUGCUUAACUCGCCAACGCUUACGUUCUACUCACGGCAGUCCAUGAAAGAGGUUCUUCAGAUGCUCAAUCAACCGUUGAAGGAGACUAAAGUUAGCACCGAAGAACCUCCUUUGGAUGAAGGACUAAGCGAUUUUGUUACAGAAACUAUAACCAACCACACACCUGCUACGCCAAGAAAGUUGACAAAUGACGACACGGGCAUGUUGAGUUCCCCGUUUGUGGAAGAGCCUCUUCACUCUGAGCCUGGAAAAGGGGAUGUGUUGAUCAAUCCCUUUGAUCACAAUCUGCAAAAGAAUCUAUUAUACAAGCAAUCGUCGCACCUCUUACACUAUAAAGAUUACCACCAGUCAACCACCAAGCGCGAAAAAUGCAGUAUCUUAAGAAGUUUGCUGAAACCACAUGCAGCUCCAAUAAUGGGUAGUCGUCAGUUGAUGAUGGAAUUCGAAGGCGAGACGUUUUGUUUCACGAAACAGCUAGGAGUUGUGGAUAAAGCAGCCACAUAUUUGAGCGAGAAAUCAGACGGAUCAGUUGCAGCAAUAAAGGUUUGUUCACCUCCGGUAGAAUGGGAAUACUACAUCCUCAAGCAGAUGGAAGUCAGAGCGCCGGGAAACUUUAUUAAAGUCAUUGAUUUCUAUAAAUUUGAGGACGAGUCGUACCUUAUCUUGCCAUACCUGAAACAUGGGACCCUCUUGGAUCUGAUUCAGCUGACAUCGCAAUCAAAAUCACUUAAAUUGGAAGAAUCUAUGGUUAUUUACCUUGCUGCACAGCUGCUGAAGCAAAUCUCUAUUCUGCAUUCUAUAAGUAUAGUACACGCGAACCUCAAGGCAGAGAACUGCAUACUGAAUCUGACUCCAAACACGAAGCCUAGCUACCAGGACUUGAAAGUGAUUGAUUUUCAAGACUCAAUCGACUUAUCGCUAUUUCCUGAGAAUGUCCGUUUUUCUGCCCAAUUGUCAGCCAAUACCUAUCCUCCGGAUGAAAUGUGGAGAUCUUGGAGGUACGAGCCUGACUACUAUGGACUGGCAAACAUCAUCCACAUGCUGUUAUUUGGCAGAGAAUUGGGAGGUGUGAAAGCCAGUUCAAAUAAUUUUAAAAUACGUGAAGACAUGCCCAGCUACUGGCAGAGAGAAUUAUGGAACGAGCUUUUCAAAGUUCUCUUAAAUUCACGGGAUAUCGAUUGCGAGCAAGGAAGUCCUCUCAAGUUGCUAGCUGGCAAAUUCGAGAACUGGGUUAAUCUUAACUGGUCUUCUUGUGGUCUCUCCAGACAACUGGCAAAGAUCACAGAAUUUUUGGACGACCAAAGGAAGAGGAAUAAAAUAUAAUGCAUUAUGAACGUCUAAUUAAACUUUUGAUGCGUUGGGCGCAUUUUUUAAUUCUGGAUCGUAAUAUGGUGAUCCUGCUUUCCUUCAGUUUCAACUCUGCUUCUUCCUCUGUGACGGUUUUCUUUGUCAAGAGAUUGAAGAUCGAACCAAAAGCCAAUGACAUCACUGUGGAAGUUAAAAUAAUAACAUUGUAAGGCAUAGAAAAGUCAGGCGUCGGAAGAGUUAGUAGUGCCGUAGUAGUUCUCAUUUCGUAGACCACCUUAUGCGAGUUGCGAUCGAGGACCGAUAUCACUGCUGGUUCAAUCUCAAAACCGUGAUUUGCGUCUGGCGGGUAUUCUGCAUACAAUAGCAUGGCCUUAUCAAACUCAAGAGAAAGUUUGAUUUUCGUGUGCGCUGGGAUGCUGACGAGCAAUUCCAAGUGAGACGGUUUUUGUCUGUCAAUUGCUGGAUUAUAGAUAAUACCCUUGACGUAUUGGUCAAACUGUGGAUCUGCCACCACAUGCGUAACAGUAGAAUUUAUGGUUAACGUCAGGGUAUGGAGGUAAAUGCGGACAAACCAUGGUAUCGAUUCAAAAAUGAUGAUGUCUGAGUCCUCAUCGGUCGGAUUCUUCAAAUCUAUUCUGAAUCCCCCGGAAUCCUGGGAGUAGCCAGAGAGUGAUCUGGAUGCAAAGAUGGGAGGGCUUUUCAAAGGCUUAAUCUUUUUUGUGUCUUUUGCUUUGAACAGCAAAUUGUACUCAUUUGUAUCUUCGAUCGCGAAACAUGUCUUUCCGUCCUCCAAAGUGGGUGUUAUCUUGGUCUGGGAUUGAAUUUCACUACUCCAAUACUCCAAAUUGAGGUCUGCACAGACUUUAGUUGGUUGUGACGCAAGCAAUGCACCACCUUGGAUAUUUUUGCCAAAGAGGUCGGCUAAGGAGAACUCCAGCUCUGAGAUAUCAUCAAGAGGAAAACAAUGGAAUGCAUCAAAAGGUUUUGUCGGAUCGCAUUUGAGUUGUGAGCCAGGAGUGGGUUUAGGGAUAGGCAUUCGGUUCCGUUCCAAGGUCAUCGGUACAUCUAAUAUCAAGUUGAUGGAUUGUUCCAUUUCGUAAUGGCAUUUUGUUCCCGAGCAGUGGGUGGUGACAUCGAUUGACAUGGAGGACCACUGCGAGUUGAAAACUUUGUGUCCGGUGAGUAAAGACGAAAUUCCUGCUUUGCCUUUGGUUGGGAGAAGUUUUAGAAACGGCGUCAAGUUUUCAGUGCAGACAGGUUCCCGGGGCAAUGCGCUUCUUAGGAGAAAAAGAUCAUUUCUAAAAGACACGUUUUGUGCCAACAUAGGAGCUGUUGGCUGGAAUACGGUAACAGGAUAGGUCGUCGAAGAAGUAUCAAUGAAAUUCAGGGAGGCGCAGAAAAGGCCCGACAAACAGUUAGCCAGUUUGAUCCAGUCUUUGAAGACGGUCUCCUCGUUUUGGCCUUCAACAACCGCCCACAAUUCGACACCCGUUCCCCCGCUGUGUUUACCUUGGUACGGUAGUUCCCCAUAAACUUCCGGGUCAUACCAUCCCUGACUGAACCGAAGAUGGAGUUCUCUUGUGUUUGUAUCCUGGAGAAUGGGUCCCAAAAGCUUGGAAAACGUAGAAUAAUGGAACGUCUUAUCUUCGGGCUCGUACAACUCAAACUCUGAUGAAUUGAUCUUGAAGUUAAACGACGCAAGUAGGUUGUUACGUUCUAAAGGCCUAAACUCCAAUGACUCCUCAUAAGGGUACUGCACAGAUGCUCUACAAAGUGUGCAGAGCAACAGAACAG